Messenger RNA from Corticium candelabrum, 2136 nucleotides. RefSeq names its product DBH-like monooxygenase protein 1 homolog. Gene Ontology annotation, molecular function: copper ion binding; dopamine beta-monooxygenase activity. The transcript has 14 exons. Gene Ontology annotation, biological process: dopamine catabolic process; norepinephrine biosynthetic process; octopamine biosynthetic process. The coding region runs from base 1 to 1911 and encodes 636 amino acids. NCBI's taxonomy places the organism in Eukaryota, Metazoa, Porifera, Homoscleromorpha, Homosclerophorida, Plakinidae. The record is from RefSeq and is a predicted model, not a curated record. Gene Ontology annotation, cellular component: secretory granule membrane.
AUGUGGCAAUUACUGUUGCUCUCCGCUCUCUCCGUUCUCAACGUCGCGCAGUGUGAUCACCACGUUUGCCCUAGCGGCUACAGCCGCGGCCGAUAUCUCGAUGCAUCGACACAAAAUUACCUUCUCUGCUGGAAAGUGGAUUGGACUGACAAGUCGAUCACGUUCUUAGCCAAAGUCGCCACGACAGGAUGGAUAGGGCUCGGUUUCUCAUCAACAGGCUUCAUGCCCAACUCCGAUGUGAUCAUCGGAUGGGUGAAAGACGGUCAAGGAUACUUGAAGGAUCGUUUCGCAACUGCGAGGUUACAGCCGCCAAUUGACGAAAUCCAAAACGUCAAACUGUUGUCGUUCAGUGAAGCAGACGGAAUGACGACGCUGGAAUUCAAACGAGACCUCGACGCCUGCGAGCCCAGAGACAAAAGCAUUCAGGAAGGAACUAAUCGAGUCAUCAUUGCCUAUCAUCCUAGUGAUCCCGUCUCAGAAACAACUGUGGCCAUGCACUCGUUCGCUACAAGAGUCAGCGUCAAUCUACUGAGCGGAACAGGGAACGUGAAAUCUGCACAUCUGGAGGACAAUUACAAAACAGUCGAUGUCUUGAAUAGAAAUGUGUCUUUGUCUGCUAAGCCGACUACCUAUUGGUGCACUCCGUUUAAACUGCCUGAAUUACAAAAGGAGGCUCACAUAAUUGGAAUCGAGCCGCUAGUGCAGGCAAACCACAAAAAGCUGGUGCAUCACAUAUUGAUCUACACGUGCCAUGCUGGACUUGAUCCUUAUUUGGAUACGUCGUGGGAUUGCUUUGAUUCACCUAACUCUAUACCUUUGUCUAUUCAAGCAUGCAUCUUGUCGGCUGAAAUUGCAGGAUGGGCCAUUGGAGGAUUGGGUGUUUUCCUUCCCUCCCAAGUUGGGCUCCCUAUGAGCGGUCGGACUGGGAUUCAAUACGUUCUCAUGGAAACACACUAUAACAACGAGGAACGUAGAGCAGAUUACGUAGACAGUUCUGGUCUACGGAUCUUCUACACUCCGACCAAACGGCAGUAUGACGCAGCUAUCGUGGAAUUCGGCCACGUGGAAAGUUUGUAUGCUAUUCAGUUGCUUUUGCCACCGGGCAGAGAUAACAUCAUAACUGAAAACAUUUGCCCUGCAGCUUGCACUCAGACGGGUCUGCCUCCAGGUGGAGUAAAUGUUUUUGGUACACUGCUGCAUUCACACAUUGCCGGAAGAAGCAUUUGGAUAGAGCACUUUCGAAACGGUGUCCAACUACCUAAUAUUGACAGCAAUUACAACUACGACUUCAGCUUUCAGGAGGUUACGUUGCUGAGAAACGAAGUAAAAAUUCUACCUGGAGACGAAGUUAAAGUGAUCUGUGCUCAUGACACAACAGGCAGACAACGUGUGACUAUCGGUGGACUAGGCACUUUAGACGAAAUGUGUCAAGCCUUUAUUUUCGUGUAUCCCAAGCCAGAUCUUUCCUUCUGUUUGAGUCAAAAUCUUAAAUCAAAUUUUGAAAAUUAUAUCCGAGACGCCACCAGGAUGGGUUACUUUACUGACUUGAGAGACACCUCAGCGGAUCCAAUAACGCAAUACAAGCAGUAUGUUCAAAGUAUUGUAAGCAUGAAUUUCAGCACCGAAGCCGCAUACACUCUCUGGAAUCAACAGUACCGAUCUACUAAGGAAAGAGAGUACGAAUGCACUGGUACAUUUCAUAACAACCUACUGGGAGCAAAAGAUUUCAAUUACACUGUGUUUCCUACGAUUACACAGUCUCUGACUGAUGCUCCCACAGCAACUGGGGCACCCAAGUCGUGUAGAGGUGUCGUCACGGCAACCAAGUCUCCUACUAGCUCAGCUUUUGAUUUUACUUCCAAUUCGUUCUGGGCUGUUUUUCUUUUUGUCGUUGUUAUGUUGAUGAACUGAUAGCGUUUCAAUUGAACGCGAAAUCCGUUUCCUGUCUUGUCGAGUUGACAGCUGUAGAUGUAAACCCUAACUAAAGUGCAGUUGCAAUGUUUGUGGUCGUUGUGUUUGCACAUGUUUGACGUCUUUCCUAAUGACGAAGCAGAGACACGAUCUGAAAUAAAAUUAGAAUGUAUAGAAACCUUGUGAGGUGCGAUUCUUGUCAAGCUCUAUUAAUAAAUGGGAUCU